AUGGCGUUGGAUGACUUUCGUGUGGACUGGGACCCAAGUGCCGAUCAAUCAUUCUUCAGUGAACCUGAGCAGCGCAACCCUGUGGCCGAAUCGCCCAUCAAGCACUUUUUCACCUGGAAGGAGGAAACCAGAUCGACACCCUGGUCGAGAUCCAUUGGGGAGAGGUUUCGGCAUCUGUUCUUCUCUAACCUCGAUCUUCCCGACGAAAACGAAUGGCACUUCGAAAGACCGUUGGGCAAGGGGGCGUUUGGUGCGGCAGCCCUGUUUUACAAACGGAAUGAGAUGCAGGAAAAAAUAGAUGCACUCGCAUUGAAAGUCACAGAUUUCAAUCCAUCCGAUUUCGUUCCCGCUCCAGGCAAGCAGAUGACGUUGACUCACGAAGCUGCCAUUAUGGCGCAAACCAACGAUCUCGAGUCUGAUAGCCUUGUACGCCUCCGUCAGUACAAAGUCGACCUGCAAAACAACCGAUACUAUAUUGAAUACUGUGACUUCGGCACGCUGGAGACACUCCGGCUGAGAUAUAAAGCAUGGAAGAGUCUGCUCUCUUCGGACUUUGGACAGGCACCGCCCGGAGAAUAUCUUCUGCAUAAUGACAUAAAAACGGACAACAUCUUUCUGGCCAUGAAUACUGACGAAGAUGAUGGGACCGUCUGGUAUCCUAUACCAAAGAUAGGUGAUUUUGGCUUGGCCAUGACCAUUAAUCCUGAUGAACUCGUAAGGGGCACUGCCGCAGCCAUACAACGAGGCACUGAACUUUGGCAACCACCAGAACAACGCAUUAAAUAUAUGACGGCCUGGCACAGGUACCAUUUCGAGGACGAUGUCGAUCCUCGAUUUCCUCCGAACACGAACCCAGCUCUGCAUCGAAUCCGUCCAGAAGCAAACAUCUGGGCCAUUGGUGCCGUCAUGUGGAGUUUAACGACCCUAGAGGAGAUAGAUGAUCUCAGCGACAGAGUUAUCGAUGUCCUGAUGGGCGAAGGACCUGCAUGGAAUACUUUUGACGGGACAAAUGUCCUCGACAGAGCCGACCCCGAGAUCAGGAAACGCUAUAGCACUGAACUCUUUGAGCUCAUCCAGGAAUGCACGAGUUUGAGACCAGGCGAUCGACCGCCCCCAAGCCGCCUGCUUCAGGAUGUUCUCGCUAGUUUGGAAAAGUGCUUUGAGCGGGAGGAAGAGGUGUUUAUGCAUACGAACGACCGGGCGCCAAUCACUGUGGCCUUCGCCCAAGACCACUUCAAGGACCUUCCCGACGGUGGUGCAAAUCUCAACAGACAACGUGGUUUUUGGGACGAUUUUGCGGAUCAUCUCCUCUGGGGCGAGAAAGAAUGGGACUUUGUGUGCCCGCCAGCAGCGCCACGUGAACUAGACUUUGACGGCAGCUGGCCGGGACCAAUACGCCAGAGACUAGAAGAGGGUUGGAAAGAAGCAGUGCUGAAGAGAGAUAGAGAGGCUGCUCAAAACAACGAUGGAGGAGGGAAGCCGUCUGGUCAACAAGAAACACUUCCAAGAGCGUUUCGGGGCUUAGCAACCCGGUCUUAUGAUCAACGCCUACCAGAAAAACAAGAGGAGAGGCCUCGAAAGCGCAUGACAUGGUGA
Messenger RNA from Cladophialophora bantiana CBS 173.52, 1596 nucleotides. RefSeq lists its product as uncharacterized. Gene Ontology annotation, biological process: protein phosphorylation. Bases 1 to 1596 code for a protein of 531 amino acids. The transcript is spliced from 5 exons. The record is from RefSeq and is a predicted model, not a curated record. Lineage: Eukaryota; Fungi; Ascomycota; Eurotiomycetes; Chaetothyriales; Herpotrichiellaceae. Gene Ontology annotation, molecular function: ATP binding; protein kinase activity.